GUUUCAAUGAUUUCAACGUUUUUUAAAUGUUGGUCCUACAAAGUAUGCUGCUUGAGAUAUAUGACUUUUUUUUCAUAUUUUGAAAACUAAGAAUUUUUACAGGUAAAUGAUUCUGAGGAAGAAUAUAAUCCAGUAAAAAGUUCUCAAUAUAAUUUAAUGAAACUUGAUAGAUUUGCAAUGGAGGCUGUCAGGUAUGAUGUCUCAUCUCGUGCUGCAGCUGCACUUGCAAAUGCUCUACUUCUAGAUUUUGGAAUCAUUAAAUAUGCAGAUUUGAACCAAGUUGUAGAUCGAAGCAAAAUUGAGAGAGAGAAGAAGAAAGUAAUGUCAAGAUAUGGUAAUCAACAUGAUAAUAAAUUAAGUAACUUGGUGUGUUUGGGUGUUGAUGGUAAAGAUGGUAAAAAUGUUCUUCAGUUUAAGAAUGUCAUUGAAAAUGGAGAAACUCGCUUGCCGAGAGUUACUGAAAAAGAACAUCAUUUAAUUUUUACUGAUGAAAAUAGUUUUAAAAAUGGUUCAUAUCUCUCUCAUAAAAAUCUUCCAUCAAAUGGUGCAACUGGUUUGCUUCAAAGUGAAAUUGUAUAUAAUGUUCUGAAUGAGUAUGAUAGUUUAAAUUCAGUACAAGCUCUUUUUCUCGAUAAUACAAAUGUCAAAACUGGACAAUACUUUUUCUCGAUAAUAAUUUUCUUGAUAAUAUAAAUGUCAAAACUGGUUUCAAAACUGGAAUUGUUGCAUGUUAAGAAAAGAAAUUAGACCUUAUCGGUUGUACUUUGCAUCACAAUGAACUUUUAUUUCGAAAAGUAUUCAAAAUAGUUGAUGGCAGUUCAAAGUGUUUAAAUAAAUUUUCAGGACCUAUUGGAAAACAAGUUUCUAUAGAUUUCCAUCUUAACCCACAAGUGAAGUUUACCAAAAUUGAUACUCCAGUAGAGAUACUAAAUAUUCCCAUUGAAGUGAUAAAUGAUUUAAGCCACAAUCCAAGACUAUUAUUUGAAUAUAGUCUUCGAAAUUCUAAAGGAUUUGUCAAUAACAUAUUUUUUAGAAGAAAAAUUGGUCCACUAAACGACGCAAGAUGGUUGACUUUAGCAAUUCGAGUUAUGGCUUUGUAUACUCGUACUGAAGCACCAAGUCUUGAUCAUGUAAGGCUUGUAAAGUUUAUUGUACAAGUGUUUGCAUACACUUGGUUUCUUAUCAAAAAGUCUUCUAAAUUUAUGGAUUCUCCAAGUUUAUUCUUUAAAAUGACAGAACAGAUAAGGAAGCAAGAUGAAGAAAUGCAAAGCAUUUAUUUUAAAAAUCUAAAAAAAAGUUCAUAUUGUCUAUUGCUAGAGAACGUUUUAUAUUGUAUGCUUAGAGAUGAAGAAUCUAAAACAUGCGUUCUAGUCAUUAAAAAACUUAGGACAAGUAAAAAUAAAGAGUGCCGUAUUACAAAUAUUGCUAAUGUUAAGAUAAACUUUCAAGCAACUUCUUGGAUAGAAUUAGUUGAUUUUAAGAAAAGCAGUGAACCGGUAUCAACAAUAUGGUUGAAGGAUGACAAAAUUGAUGCACUAAUUGCAACUAAAGAAGUUCCGAACUUACCUGAAUUUCCUUCUCACGCGCAGAGCGUAGAACGCGCUGUCAAAUUAGUUACAGAGGCUAGUCACCAAGUAUAUGGCAGGGAAGCUCGUCAUAAAUAUAUUUUAACUAAACUAAAAUCCAGGGAAAUACGACCAUAUUUCGAAACUAAAAACGACUUUGUGGUUUUUUAAUCAUAAAUUUUUUUAUGCAUUUGAUGUUAAUAAAACAUAUUUAUGUAAAUGUACU
Messenger RNA from Hydra vulgaris (swiftwater hydra), 1791 nucleotides. The record is from RefSeq and is a predicted model, not a curated record. NCBI's taxonomy places the organism in Eukaryota, Metazoa, Cnidaria, Hydrozoa, Anthoathecata, Hydridae.